Messenger RNA from Prunus armeniaca (apricot), 267 nucleotides. The record is from the annotation of a GenBank genome assembly. Lineage: Eukaryota; Viridiplantae; Streptophyta; Magnoliopsida; Rosales; Rosaceae.
AUGUCUCUCUCCAUUCUCAUUGCGCCUUGGAGAGCAAUUUGUUCCAAGAAUUUUGCACAUUCAUUGUUCGAAGUGCUCCAUCUCUUUGUCUUUGCCACUUUUCUCCCAAUAGGCCUCUACUCCCUUUGGAUUGGUGAAUCCACAUCAACCGGGGAGUCCAACGGUUAUUCUGAUGCCAGUGAAUCAUGGAGCGGCGUCUCGUUCAACACAACGCUCGGACCCGUGGUGACAAUUUUGAAUAUUGGACAAUUCGUCACAACCUCCUAA